This is a messenger RNA of Periconia digitata, 2250 nucleotides long. NCBI's taxonomy places the organism in Eukaryota, Fungi, Ascomycota, Dothideomycetes, Pleosporales, Periconiaceae. The record is from the annotation of a GenBank genome assembly.
CAAUACGACAAGGUGCAUCGCACUAUCCACUUGGGCAAGAUGGAUUUAAAGACGCUCGACGGUAAUAAAUUGAUCGAGAAGAUCAAAGCCCAGCAAGAAAUGCUCAAAAGCGCGAGCGAACGUCAGGGCCAGCGUCCACAGGAUCGAAAGUCCAAAGACGAGAUGGUGCACUCAUUCAUGAUCAGUUCAAUGAUGAGUCAAAUUCAAAUGGCAAGCCAGCGAAAUGUCAUUCAUCAGUCAUUCAUUCCACCCGCAUACCGGCCAUCUAUCUCACCAUUAGCUGAGCUGAGACCCAUUUUCAUCCGAGAUCUACAACUGGAGAUUCACCAUCGGGGCACCUACCUUCUACUGAAGGCUAUCACGCCGGCCAGCCGGAUGAAUGCAGUCCUUGUCAUAGCUGAAGAUGAACGUGACGAAGCUAUCAUGGUUGAGAUCUAUCAUCAGGAAACAGAAGAUGUUCGCGAAGCCACAUCUCUGAUUGGCAAUGACGCAGUGCUACUAAUCAAAGAGCCCUACUUCAAAGUUAUGGCGUCUGGCGAAUACGGUUUACGCAUUGAUCAUUUGUCCGACAUUAUAUUCGUCGACCAGACGAAUUCUAUGAUACCCACUGCCUGGAGAACAGGAGGAAACAUUCUGGAGACGUCGGCAGAAUCGCUUAAAUUGAGUGGACAUAAGGCAGUGCGGCGCGGUAAAUACUGGGAAUCGAUCACGAUGUACACGAGAGCCAUUGCCCAUGAGCGAGCUACUGGCGAAGAAAUUGAGGUCAUCUUGCGAAACCGCGCCUUCGCAUUUCUCAAGACCCAGCAAUAUGACGCCGUGCUCACUGAUCUUGGUUAUCAUCCUGGCUGCAAUCUGAAAUUCUCGGAAAAGGCUCUUUAUCGGACUGCAGAGGCUCUUUACUCCCUUGGCCGUUUUAGCGAGUGUCUUGAAGUCACACGGAGGCUUCACAUCGAAUUCCCCAACAAUCAACAGGCGAUUGUCAUGCUGGACCGUGUCCAAAAUCGGUGCUCUGAGCAACAAGCUGGUACUUACAAGUUCAAACAACUUCAGCUUGAUGCCAAAAGAUUGAGUAUCCCACAGUUGGACUACGCUACAUAUGUUGGACCUCUCGAAGUGAGGAACAGCGAAGGCAAGGGUCGUGGUCUGUUCGUGACCAAAGCUGUGAAAGCAGGCGACUUGCUGAUAUGUGAGAAGGCCUUCGGUUACGCCCACGUGGCAGAGAAUAGUGAAGAAAGCUCCUCUUGUACCCUUCUGGUGAACACAGAGACAGAGCGAUGGUUCAUGGGUGGCCAUGCAAAUCUAUUGAGAACCCUUGCACAGAAGAUCCAUAAGAACCCAUCUCUGGCUCCAUCCUUCAGCGCUUUAUUCCACGGGGAUUACGAGGGGCCAGGAACGCGUGAAGUGGACGGGGCGCCGGUCGUUGACACUUUCCUUGUUGAGCGAAUCGCGUCUCUCAACGUCUUUGGAUGUCCGCCCGAUUCCAGCCUUCACACCCACCAGCGCAUCAUACAAAACGAGAAUAUAGAAGAAAAGCCGUACCAAUCUUGUGGUAUAUGGAUUAAGGCCUCGUAUAUCAACCACAGCUGUGUGGGCAACGUAAGGCGCGCGUUUGUUGGCGAUAUGAUGAUAGUGCGUGCAUCGCGCGAUUUAGAGGCGGAUACAGAACUCGCCUUUACCUACAAAAAGCCCUCUGAUGAAACUGCCGAAGCAAACAAAAAGUUUCUCAAGACCUGGGGUUUCACUUGCCAAUGUUCUUUGUGCCAGGACGUGCAAGAUACUAAAGAAAGCGUUCUUAUCAAGAGAAGGAAGCUCUUGCGCGAGCUGGAGAAAACAUGCGGCGCGUUUCCAUUCCAACUAGCCAAGUUCGAACGACUUCUCAAAGAUGUGGACAAGACCUACAAGCAGCCUGCAAAUAUUGUGCCCCGGCUCGGGAUUUGGGCACCGUAUAUGUUGCUGCUUCGCAUGUACGCAGCUGAAAAGACGUCGCGCGAGGUCCUAGUUGGCGUUGAGAACAUCCUGAAUUCUCUCGGAUUCGUCGUUCAUGGCGUGAACUCUACUUCUACUGCGUUCGAAAUUGUACAGUGGGGAGUAACACAAAAUCAUCUGGUGGAAGUCUUCCUGCAUGCUCGCGAUGCAUUCCGGACUCUCCAGCUGCCGGAUGAUGCCGAGCGGGCGACAGCGUACGCGCGACUAGUAUUCAAGAUCGUGGUUGGCGAGAAUGAUUCAUUCGAAUCAGUCCAUGGGAUCUGA